Messenger RNA from Galendromus occidentalis (western predatory mite), 1014 nucleotides. RefSeq names its product cyclic AMP-responsive element-binding protein 3-like protein 3. Lineage: Eukaryota; Metazoa; Arthropoda; Arachnida; Mesostigmata; Phytoseiidae. Gene Ontology annotation, biological process: regulation of transcription by RNA polymerase II. The transcript is spliced from 7 exons. Bases 1 to 1014 code for a protein of 337 amino acids. The record is from RefSeq and is a predicted model, not a curated record. Gene Ontology annotation, molecular function: cAMP response element binding; DNA-binding transcription factor activity, RNA polymerase II-specific.
AUGGACGCAAGCGAGGAAUGGCUUUUAGGCGAUGUCGAGGACACCGGGGGAAAUCCGAUUCUGUUCCAGGAUCGGAUGAUCUCGGACUCGGUGGAGUAUGAGCAUUCGUACUCGAACGCGAUGCAAGUCAUCAAGGAGGAACGAGAUCUCGACGAAGAGUGCUUCCCCACCGUUUCUUUGUCGUCGGCCUCCGGUCAGGGCGCCUUCAUCAAAUCCGAGGUCGGCUCUCGGCCGAUUUCCCCGCCUGCACCACCUUACACCCGAAUCGUAAACGCAAAUAUCGUUGCUGGCACAGUCGUGUGCAAACCGUCGUCGAAGGCGUCGAAAAACCGUCUUCUGGCCACAGCCCUAAGCGCUCCCCCUCUGGCUUCGCUGUUGAAGCAAGGAACUCAUAUCCUCCCGAUCGGUGUGACUCAGGUAAAAGUUGAGCUUCCCCCGACUCCUCCGAGCUCGACAUCUUCAUCGAACGAAUCCGAGAGCGAUGGCAGCACCUCCCCGCUGCAUUCGGCACACGGUCUCGUUUAUAAAAAGAGAGUCUGUGCAACUAUAAACACGAACGCUGACGGCAGCUCCGUCGAAGGGCUCGCGUUGACGGAAGAGGAGAAGCGAACCCUGAUAGCCGAGGGCUAUCCUAUCCCUCAGAAGCUACCGCUGACAAAAGCUGAGGAGAGGUCAUUGAAGAAAAUCCGUAGGAAAAUAAAAAACAAGAUAUCCGCUCAGGAGAGCAGACGGAAGAAGAAGGAGUACGUCGACGCGCUGGAAAAAAGGGUGGAGCAACUCGCUGCAGAAAGCCGGGAUAUGAGGAAGGUUUGCGAGUCCUUGGAGGAAGCGAAUAAAGUUCUCCAACAGCAGCUGAAAAUUCUACAAGAACAGCAGAAAGAAGUUCUCCUCAAAGACGAAUGUCAGGAAGAAAUGAUCGAGGAGGAGGAAAUAUUGGCCGACGGUCUCGAUGAAGUGCAAGAGGAGCUGACCGAAGAAGAGAUCAUCGUGAACGUGACUGAAGACAUGUGUUGA